Messenger RNA from Daldinia childiae, 1053 nucleotides. RefSeq lists its product as uncharacterized. The transcript is spliced from 3 exons. The coding region runs from base 1 to 1053 and encodes 350 amino acids. Lineage: Eukaryota; Fungi; Ascomycota; Sordariomycetes; Xylariales; Hypoxylaceae. The record is from RefSeq and is a predicted model, not a curated record.
AUGCCUUCUUCAAAACCUAAGCCUUCCGAAGUUGCGGCGGAAACGAAGCGACAUUACAUCCCGGUCAUAAGAGCGGAAUACGCCCGCCAAUGGCCAACCCGUUCGUAUCUGUUCCAACAGCCGCUGGCGCAGAUUCCGCUCCAGAGCUCAAUCAGCGGCUUUUCUCCAUCCCCUCCGGAAUUUUAUGUUUGCUCAGGGGAUCCCGUCGACUUUGCCAUUGACUGGAAAGAAAAGGUAAACAUUCGAAUACCAUUUAUAUGCGCGGCAAAUGACAAGAGAGCUGGUGGUGACUGGGAGACCGGCGUAGUGGGAUACGAAGAGCGCCUCUGUAGACGCAGUAACCUCUCAGCAACGCUUAGCACUCCUGGUCCCGGAUCUGACGUCGAAAGUAACUACCCAAUCCCGUCCGAAGGUGGUAUCUAUUCUGAGUUUGUCGUGGUAUUCCGUGGACCACACGACCAAUACAAGAAGCUAGACCAAUGGUACGACCUUCCGGUAGUCUCGAUGCCAGCGGCGCGCUGGCCCAAGCUGAGCCACGGAGGUUCUAAAUAUGCAUUUCCUCUGGAGCGCGAAAUGGUCAGGAACAAGAUCCGCGCCGCCCUGCGUAUCUGCGUCUAUUAUGAACACCGGACCGUCGUGAUAGGCGACUUCGGUCUAGGUAACGGUCACCGCAACCCACCACAGGAGCUUGCCGAGCUUUGGCGCGAAGUGUUUCUCUACGACCCAGAUAUUCGUGGCCGGUUUGACUACGUCGCCUUCGUGUUUGAGGACCAGUACCAAAGCACCGCGAAACUGAUCCUUGAUGAUAUUGCCAAGAAAAGCAGGGGCAGCAGUAGUCACGGGCACAGCCAUAGUCACAGUCACAGUCACAGUCACCAUUCUAGUAGCUCCAAGAGCAAGUCGAAAGCAUCCUCUAGCUCCAGCUCUAGUAGCAGCUCUACGUCGGCGCCAAGCGACUUCGAGAUAUUCUCGCGCGUCUUCGACCCCAGCGAGAUCCAGAGUGUCAUGAGCCGACCGGAUCCCCGAUACGGGAUUUCUAUGCUUACAUCGUGA